UCUGAGCAUCCUCGCAGCCCUCCUCCGGACCCGUUCCCACACUUCCUUGUUUUUCUCGUGUUAGGGGCCCCAGGUCUGCACGCAGUACCCCAGCUGAAGCAGCCGCACUUUGCCUACCUUCGCCGUUCUCUCGGUAACUCUCGGCCCCGCCCCGCGUGCCGGUAACCAGGAAGCAGGAAGCAGCGGAGCUCAGCCGGCGGCAUGGCCGGGGGUGGCCCAGCGCAGUGUAAAAACCAUUGCCGUGGGCCUCACCGACCUCACGUGCACAGCUGCCGUAGCAUCUGCAGAGAGAAGGAUGUGCUGGUGCUGCCAGGACUGCAGCCGAUCGCUGAAGACCCUGGCAUGUGUGAUAUUGUGAAGGCUACACAUUGUUUUCCUCAUUUAAGGUAUGGAAUGAUAGAGCGGUGCAAAGAACUGGUGGAAGCAGGAUACGAUGUUCGACAACCAGACAAAGAAAAUGUGACUCUUCUUCACUGGGCAGCAAUAAACAACAGACAGGAGCUGGUUAAGUACUAUAUUUCUAAAGGUGCAGUAGUGGAUCAGCUAGGUGGAGACUUGAAUUCAACUCCCCUUCACUGGGCCAUUAGACAAGGACACCUACCCAUGGUCAUAUUAUUGUUGAAGUGUGGAGCGGAUCCCAGCCUUAUUGACGGGGAAGGAUUCAGCAGCAUUCACUUGGCAGUGCUGUUUCAACACGUGCCCAUUGUAGCUUACCUCAUAUCAAAGAGCCAGAACAUAGACACAGCAGACUUCUAUGGACUUACGCCUUUAAUGUUAUCAGCACAAAGAGUGGUGGGACCAGAACCCACAAGAUUUCUAUUAAAGUUUAACCCCUCCCUCAAUGCUGUGGACAACGUUCAGAAGAACACUGCGCUGCACUGGGCAGUAACAUCAGGAAACGUUAGUGCAGUGGAGCUACUGCUAGAAGCUGGUGCUAACAUGGACAUAAAAAAUGUCAAGGGAGAGACAGCGCUUGACCUUGCAAUUCAAACUCAGAAUCGCUCCAUGAUUUAUAUGUUAAUUGAGGAAGGAAGAAUGAGAAGCAGAAGAAAUAACAGGUUACUGAGAGCGUUGGAGAAAUACGAGCUGUUCCUGCUGCUGGCAUCUUGCUUGACUGUGAUGUGGGCCAUAGGAUACGUAAUGAACUUAAGUUCUGAUUCUUGGCUUUUGAAAGGAUGUCUGCUUUUCCUUCUGCUGGUUGGGAUGGCUCUGUUCGUGAGGCAGUUUGUGGGACUCAAGAAUCUGAGAUAUCUUCCCACAGCACUGAUGCUAAGUUCCGUCUUUUGGAUGUCUGUGACGUGGUUUUUCUGGUUCAUGCCUGAUGUGACCAAUACCAUUUUUGAGAUCCCUGUCAUGUUCAGCGUAGUGGGUCUUUUUUAUUUUUUCUAUAAAGCCUGGAGGACUGAUCCUGGAUAUAUUAAGUCUUCCGAAAAAGACAAAAAAGAGAACAUUGUAGCUCUUGCAGAAGCAGGAUGCUUGGAUUUCAGAACAUUCUGCACGUCAUGUCUUGUAAGGAAGCCUUUGAGAUCUGUGCAUUGCCUUCUUUGUGAUUCAUGUGUAGCCAGAUAUGAUCAGCAUUCUCUGUGGAUUGCGCAGUGCAUAGGUGUUGGGAACCAUCGUUACUACCUACUGUUCCUGUCUUUCUUAACUGUGACCAGUGUCUGGCUGCUUUAUCGAAGUCUUCUGUAUUGGUCAAACCACUGCAUAACAAGUUACCAUGCAGAUGGAGCAUGGACGUACUUCACACAGAUAACUACUUGUUCUCCAUGGCUGUCCUACAUCUUCAUGCUAGCCUGCUUCCAUACUGUAUGGUCUUCAUUGUGGCUAACUAUUCAGCUUUACCAGAUUGCAUUCUUGGGACUGACCUCACAUGAGAGAACGAACCUCCUGAUAGAGAGCAAAUCGUCUAAGCAUCCUGUUUCACUCAGGAGAAAUCCAUACAAUCUUGGAUGCUUCCAGAAUCUUGCAGACUUCUUUCAGUGCAGAUGUUUUGGUAUGGUCAAACCCAAUGGAGUUGACUGGACCAAGCAAUACAACAUUCAUGUGAUAAAGAAGAAAAACGUUCAUUGUGUAUGAAUUCUUACUUGAUUUUUAAAGCUGCUGAGCUGAGUGAGAAAUAAAACUGGAUGUUUUGUUAA
Messenger RNA from Phasianus colchicus (ring-necked pheasant), 2138 nucleotides. Lineage: Eukaryota; Metazoa; Chordata; Aves; Galliformes; Phasianidae. The record is from RefSeq and is a predicted model, not a curated record.